AUGAUAGCUCCAGGGGCAGUUGCAAUUACUGCAGGGCUACUAGCCCAUCAACUUGUCUUUAUUCAUGGAGAAUGGCAUUUGAAGGGCCCUAGCGUCGUUGUUAUUCAUGUUCUUGUUUUGGGUCUAUUACACGCAAAGCAUUUGGUGGAUCAUGGAAACACUCAAAUCAGCUUGGUUCAAACAAUAUCCUUGGCGACAUGCUAUCUCUCAUCACUAUUCACCAGCAUGACAGCAUACCGACUGAUGUUUCAUCGACUCAAGCACUUCCCCGGCCCCAAAUUAGCUGGAAUAACCAAAUUAUGGCACGUCUGGAAGUGUCGUGACUCUCGUGGGCAUCUGGUCUUGCAGGACUGGUACGAAAAAUAUGGGGAGCUCGUACGAACCGGUCCUAGCGAAAUCACCAUAUUCCACCCGGAGGCCUAUGAGGCCAUGGAUGGUUCUGACAACCGCAACACCCGCUCUGAUUGGUACGACCUUCUGUAUCCUCGUGUAUCCUCAAUCUUCACUCGCGACCGAGAACUACAUCAUGAACGGCGGAAGAUGUGGGAGCAAGCGCUGAGCAGAAAAGGUGUGGUGAACUGCAGAGCCCACAACGUGUUGGAGACUGACGCAGUCGUUCAGCUUUGGUCCAGUAUCAUUGGCGAGUUAUAG
Molecule: messenger RNA, 651 nt
Organism: Penicillium digitatum Pd1
Lineage: Eukaryota; Fungi; Ascomycota; Eurotiomycetes; Eurotiales; Aspergillaceae
Source: RefSeq, a predicted model, not a curated record